AGCAGCGGGGGCUACUUUGUGGCUUUUAGUUGUGGCUGUCGUGGCUUGAUCUUUCUGUCUUUUUGAAAUCAAUGGGCCCACCCAUCUAGGUCCACAUGUACCUACAGACAUCCACUGGAGGUCCACCGAUUCCCCGGUGAGGCUGAAGCUGAAGCUCGAGCCACAUGGAUUUACUUUGAACGCCGCUGCAUCUCUCUCCCUCUCGUGUCCCAAUUGAUUGAUUGAUUGACUGACGAAUGAAUGUGGGGCCGCAAGGCAGGAGAAUACAUAAUAAGUUGCUUCAACAACUUGCAAAGCAUACGACGACUACGACUUCCAACGGCCCCAAUUCCUCCCCUUUUCGCACUCGAACCUCCCCCCGCGCCCAACAAACAUGUCGUACUUCUUCGCCACGCCCGUCGACAUCGAUAUAGUGCUCGAAGAUAGCGAUGACCGCCAAGUAGUGGACAUACGGGAGAAGCAGCGCCGCGAGAAGGCGCCGCUGUACAUGGACGGGGAGUCCGUCAAGGGCCAAGUCACGGUGCGCCCCAAGGACGGCAAGCGCCUGGAACACACCGGCAUCAAGGUCCAGUUCAUCGGCACCAUAGAGAUGUUCUUCGACCGCGGCAACCACUACGAGUUCCUCUCCCUGAACCAGGAGCUCGCCGCGCCGGGCGAGCUGCAGCACCCCCAGACCUUCGACUUCAACUUCAAAAACGUCGAGAAGCAGUACGAGUCCUACAACGGCAUCAACGUCAAGCUGCGCUACUUCGUGCGCGUCACCGUCGCCCGCCGCAUGGCCGACGUCAUCCGCGAGAAGGACCUCUGGGUUUACAGCUACCGCGUGCCCCCCGAGAUGAACUCCUCCAUCAAGAUGGACGUCGGCAUCGAGGACUGCCUGCACAUCGAGUUCGAAUACUCCAAGUCCAAGUACCACCUUAAGGACGUUAUUGUCGGCCGUAUAUACUUCCUCCUCGUCCGUCUCAAGAUCAAGCACAUGGAGCUCAGCAUUAUUCGAAGGGAGACUACCGGCGCCGCACCCAACCAGUACAACGAGAGCGAGACCCUUGUGCGCUUCGAGGUGAGUCCCCCCCCUUUUCCCUAUCAACCCCCAUACUCUUACGAUAAUACGCAGCCCACCCAGCAUAAAAGCCAGCCAGCCAACUAACCAACCCCUCUCCCAGAUAAUGGACGGCUCCCCCUCC
This is a messenger RNA of Daldinia vernicosa, 1184 nucleotides long. Its product is annotated as vacuolar protein sorting-associated protein 26-domain-containing protein. The transcript has a single exon. Bases 374 to 1147 code for a protein of 257 amino acids. Gene Ontology annotation, cellular component: endosome; retromer complex. The record is from RefSeq and is a predicted model, not a curated record. NCBI's taxonomy places the organism in Eukaryota, Fungi, Ascomycota, Sordariomycetes, Xylariales, Hypoxylaceae. Gene Ontology annotation, biological process: intracellular protein transport; retrograde transport, endosome to Golgi.